This is a messenger RNA of Conger conger (European conger), 19317 nucleotides long. RefSeq names its product nebulin-like. The transcript is spliced from 133 exons. Gene Ontology annotation, molecular function: actin filament binding. Gene Ontology annotation, cellular component: Z disc. Gene Ontology annotation, biological process: cardiac muscle thin filament assembly. The coding region runs from base 263 to 18592 and encodes 6109 amino acids. The record is from RefSeq and is a predicted model, not a curated record. Lineage: Eukaryota; Metazoa; Chordata; Actinopteri; Anguilliformes; Congridae.
CACAUGAUGAACUGUGAAUCGGUGGUGGCCUGCAGCUCUUGCCCACAGUUUCUCUGGAGGGAAGGGCUGUGGAGGCUCUGGGGUGUGAGAAACCUUUUAACCUUAGGAUCACUGGCUUGACGAACUGCUGGAACACAAAAGUGGAAUAAUCUGUUUGGGACCCUUGGUGUAUGGAAAGAGAGCAGCUUCCUUACUGUAAGGUUGCUGGAAAAACAAUUUUUGGAUUUUUUUCACCUGAACGAGUCUCUGAAGCUGCAUAACCAUGCAGACUGAGGAGAUAGAGGAAGAGUAUGAUGAGUUUGAGGAAGAGCUUAUGGAGUAUUUUGAGGAGGGGCCGACGACCCAGAUCGUACAGCAUACAUGGCAUACGGAGACAAAGGUCGGGGGUCCUCAGACAAAGGUAGGGGUUCAUCAGACAAAGGAAGCAGGUCUCCCUACCAGAAGGGUGAGGAAGAGGGAGAAGGUGGACACUUCCAAGUUCAUGACCCCCUACCUGGCACACAGCAAGAAGAUGAUGGACCUCUUCAGCCAUAACAAGUACCGCGAGGCCUAUGACAAGAGCAAAGGUCAGCCGUAUGAAAUCUCGUCGGAAACCCCUGAGAUGAUCAGGAUUAAGAAGGCGCAGGAGCAGCUGAGUGAGGUGAAAUAUCGUAUGGAUGGAUUGAAAUCUCAGAAUGAGAGCAACUAUGAUGGGGAGGCCAGAGAUAUUACUCAUGCAAUGCAUGUCAGUGACUUGGUCAGCAAGGUUCUGUACAAGCAAAACUGGGAAGAGACCAAGGACAAGUACCUGCUCCCCCCAGAUGCCCCAGAGCUGGUCCUGGCAGUGAAGAAUGCUGCCAACUACAGCAAGAAACUGUACACGGAGGCAUGGGACGAUGACAAGACCAUGUACUACCCCUACAGUGACAGCCCUGAGCUCCGUCGUGUUGCAAAGGCCCAGGAGAUCAUCAGUGAUAUCAAGUAUAAGGAGGGUCACGAUGAACGAAAGGCCAAGUACACUCCACUGGCUGACCCUCCAGAUGUUGAACUGGCCAAACAAGUGUUCAACCAGCGCAGUGAUCUCAAGUACCAUGAGGACUAUAAUACGAACGUUAAAGGGCAGUGGUGUGAGACGCCAUACUUUGACGUGGCUGUUGGAAAAAUGGCAAUGGAUAAUCUUAGCAAUAAAAAAUACACUGCGGACUAUGAAGAAGGCAAAGACCAGAUUUACUUCAUGCAGACAGAAACUCCAGAGUACCGCACGCACAAGAAGGCUGGCAGCGACUCUAGCGCGCUGAAGUACAAGCAGGAUUAUGAGAACACAAAAGCUGAGGCCGAUUACAACGUCCUCCCUGCUACAGAAAACCCCCUGCUCAGACAGAUGAGAUACGCCGGCACUAUUCUGAGUGAUAAAGUUUAUAAGGAUAACUACGAGAAAACAAGAGGAUUCAGUAUCAACUACUGUGAAACCCCCAAGUUCAAAGUAGACAACGUGUUAAAGAAUUUCAAUGAUACGCAUUAUAAAGACAAGUAUGACCGUGAGGUAAAGGGACAUUAUAUUGGCAGCUAUGAGGACGUCUACAUGCUUCACUGUCAGAAAAUGGAGGAGCAGAAGAGUGAUAUAAAUUAUAAAGCUGAUUAUGAAGAUAUGAAGACAAAGUGCUAUUUUCCUCAAACCAUGAGUCCUGAAUAUGAAGCCAUAAAGAAGUUAGACGACUGUAAAGAUAACGUUUAUAAGCAGCACCCAGACACGGUCAAGUUCACCCAAGUUACAGACUCUCCAGUUCAGCAACAGGCUGCCAUUAACGCCAAACAGCUUAGUGAUCUCAAUUACAAGGCGGACUAUGAAAAGCAAAAGAUUCAGUACUCCUUGCCUCCUGAUUACCCCUUCUUUGUUCAGUCCAGAGCCAACGCCUACAAUCUAAGUGAUAACUGUUAUAAGCAUGACUGGGAGAAAUUAAAAGCCAAGAAGUUUGAAGUGAAGUUUGAUGCAAUUCCAAUCCUGGCGGCUCGUGCCCACACCAACAUUGCCAGCGAUAUAAAGUAUAAGAAGGAGUUUGAGAAGGCCAAAGGCCGGAUGGUUGGUGCCCUCAGUAUUCAAGAUGACCCUAAGAUCAUGCACUCUGUCCACGUGGCCAAAAUGCAGAGUGAACGUGAGUACAAGAAGGACUAUGAGAAAUCGAAGACCAAGUACCACGCCCCACUCGACAUGAUGCUGGUCACUCUGGCCAAGAAGUCUCAGGGCAUCGCCAGCAACCUGGGAUACAAGCAACUGCAUCACCGCUACUUUCUUCCCCCUGACAGCGUGUCUCUGGAACUUGCCAAAAAAGCCAACGUGCUCCAGAGCGAGAUCGAUUACAGGUCUGAGUACAAUAGCUUCACCAAAGGAACCCCCUGGGUCCCCUAUGGCUCCAUGGACGUGGAGAAAGCCAAGAAGGCUGCGGAGGUCCUCAGUGAGAGGAAUUACAGACAGCACCCCGACACCGUCCCAUUCACUUCCGUAGAAGACGACCCUGUGAUGGUCCAGGCCCAGGUCAACCAGAUCCAAAGGAGUGAUCUGAAUUAUAAGAAAGGGCUAGACGCUAUCCAUCAGAAAUACUCUCUGCCUGCUGAUGUCCCAGAGCUGCUCCAAGCCAAGGUCAACGCCUACAACGUCAGCCAGAAAAACUACAAGUAUGACUGGCAGAAAACCAUCGCUAAGGGGUACGACAUGAAGAAGGAUGCUAUUCCCAUCAUUGCUGCAAAGAAAGCACGCCAUGCAGCCAGCGAUGUUCAGUACAAGUUAGCCUUCAUGAAUAACAGGGGUAAACACGUGGGCUUCCGCAGCCUGCAGGACGACCCCUUCCUGGUGAACUCCAUGAACGUGGCAAAGAUGCAGAGCGAUAGGAACUACACAAAGGACUAUCACCAGGCCAAGCUCAAGUACCAUACUCCUGUGGACAUGCUCAGUGUCGUGCAAGCCAAGCAGGCCUCAGCCGUCAACACCGACAUCGGCUACAGAAGGAUCCGUCACCAUUACACCAUGCUGCCUGAUGCCAUGUCUCUGCAGCUGGCUCGUAACAUGAACAACAUCUCCAGCGAUUACAACUACAAAUCAGACUACGAGGGGUGUGUGAAGGGGAUAGGAUGGAUCCCCAUUGGUUCUUUGGAUGUAGAGAAGGCCAAGAUGGCAGCACAGGCGCUGGACGAGAAGAAUUACCGUCAGCAUCCCAGCACCCUGAAGUUCACCAGCCCCCUGGACUCUGUGAACCUGGUUUUGGCCGCGGCCAACAGCAAGCAGCUGAAUGAAAGAGACUACAGGGCCAGUGGAGAGAAGGUCAAACAUACCUAUCAUCUCCCAGCCGACACACCGGAACUUCUCCAGGCCAAGUAUAAUGCUGCCAACUUCAGCCCGACAUAUUACAAGUAUGAUUAUAAAAGGGACCUGCUCAAAGGUCAUCACCUGAAAGAAGAUGCUAUUCCUGUUGUUGCUGCCAAGUCUUCCAGAAAUAUUGCCAGUGAUUACAGGUACAAGUUAGACUACAUGAAAGCCAGAGGUCACCACGUGGGCUGCCGUAGCCUGCAGGACGACCCCUUGCUGGUGAACUCCAUGAAAGUGGCAAAGAUGCAGAGCGAUAGGAACUACACAAAGGACUAUCACCAGAUGAAGCUCAAGUACCACGCUCCUGUGGACAUGCUCAGUGUCGUGCAGGCUAAGCAGGCCUCAGCCGUCAACACCGACAUCGGCUACAGAACGAUCCGUCACCAUUACACCAUGCUGCCUGAUGCCAUGUCUCUGCAGCUGGCUCGUAACAUGAACAACAUCUCCAGCGAUUACAACUACAAAUCAGAGUACGAGGGGUGUGUGAAGGGGAUAGGAUGGAUCCCCAUUGGCUCUUUGGAUGUAGAGAAGGCCAAGAUGGCAGCACAGGCGCUGGACGAGAAGAAUUACCGUCAGCAUCCCAGCACCCUGAAGUUCACCAGCCCCCUGGACUCUGUGAACCUGGUUUUGGCUGCGGCCAACAGCAAGCAGCUGAAUGAAAUGAACUACAAGGCCUCUGGUGAGAAAUUCAUGCACACCUACAACCUGCCUGUUGAUGCCCCUGAGUUCCUCCAAGCCAGAUACAAUGCUUCAAAUUACAGCCCGACUGUCUACAAGGAGGCCUGGAGGAAACACAUCGCCAAGGGAUAUGACAUGAGACCAGAUGCUAUUCCCAUUGUCGCUGCGAAGCUGGGACGACAUAUUGCCAGCAACUAUCAAUACAAGAAAGAAUUUGAGAAAGCCAAAGGUCACCACGUGGGCUGCCGUAGCCUGCAGGACGACCCCUUGCUGGUGAACUCCAUGAACGUGGCAAAGAUGCAGAGCGAUAGGAACUACACAAAGGACUAUCACCAGAUGAAGCUCAAGUACCACGCUCCUGUGGACAUGCUCAGUGUCGUGCAGGCUAAGCAGGCCUCAGCCGUCAACACCGACAUCGGCUACAGAACGAUCCGUCACCAUUACACUCUGCUGCCUGAUGCCAUGCCUCUGCAGCUGGCUCGUACCAUGAACAACAUCGGCAGCGAUUAUGAAUACAAGAGCGAAUAUAACAGCUGUAUGCGAGGAAUAGGCUGGGUGCCCCUUGGUUCACUGGGAGUGGAGACUGCCAGGAUUGGUGGAGAGAUACAGAGUGAACAUAGGUACCGCACUCAUCCCUCCACGUUCAAGGCCACAAAACUGAUGGACUCCAUGGAUAUAGUCCUUGCCACUGCCAACAAUCAGAUCAUGAAUCAGAAAGCAUACACGGAAGCUUGGAACAAAGAUAAGCUCAAAGUCCACAUCAUGCCAGACAGUCCUGAGAUUGUUUUGGCAAAAGCUAACAAAAUCAACAUGAGCGACAAACUCUACAAAGCCAGCAGAGGGGUAUUAGCCCAGAAAGGUUAUAACCUCAAACCAGAUGCCAUCUCAAUUCAGGCAGCAAAGGCCUCCAGGAACAUCGCCAGUGAUUACAGGUACAAGUCUGCCUUCAUGCAAGCCAGAGGUCACCACGUGGGCUUCCGUAGCCUGCAGGACGACCCCAUGCUGGUGCACUGCAUGAACGUGGCAAAGAUGCAGAGCGAUAGGAACUACACAAAGGACUAUAACCAGAUCAAGCUCAAGUACCACGCUCCCAAAGACAUGCUCAGUGUCGUACAAGCCAAGCUGGCCUCUACCAUCGCCUCCGACAUCGGCUACAGAACGAUCCGUCACCAUUACACUCUGCUGCCUGAUGCCAUGCCGCUGCAGCUGGCUCGUACCAUGAACAACAUCGCCAGUGACUAUGAAUACAAGAGCGAAUAUAACAGCUGUAUGCGAGGAAUAGGCUGGGUGCCCCUUGGUUCACUGGGAGUGGAGACUGCCAGGAUUGGUGGAGAGAUACAGAGUGAACAUAGGUACCGCACUCAUCCCUCCACGUUCAAGGCCACAAAACUGAUGGACUCCAUGGAUAUAGUCCUUGCCACUGCCAACAAUCAGAUCAUGAAUCAGAAAGCAUACAAGGAAGCUUGGAACAAAGAUAAGCUGAAAGUACACAUCAUGCCAGACAGCCCUGAGAUCAUUUUGGCAAAAGCUAACAAAAUCAACAUGAGCGAUAAACUCUACAAAGCCAGCAGAGGGGUAUUAGCCCAGAAAGGUUAUAACCUCAAACCAGAUGCCAUCUCAAUUCAGGCAGCAAAGGCCUCCAGGAACAUCGCUAGUGAUUACAGGUACAAGUCUGCCUUCAUGAAAGCCAGAGGUCAUCACGUGGGCUGCAAAAGCCUGCAGGACGACCCCUUGCUGGUGAACUCCAUGAAAGUGGCAAAGAUGCAGAGCGAUAGGAACUACACAAAGGACUAUCACCAGAUGAAGCUCAAGUACCAUGCUCCCGCAGAUACGCUGAGUGUGGUACAGGCCAAGCUGGCCUCUACCAUUGCCUCCAACAUUGGCUACAAACAGAUAUUCGCAAGCAACAAGCUUCUUCCUGAUGCCUUGUGCUUCCAGCUGGCUCGCAAUAUGCAGACUAUCGCUAGUGAUAAUGUGUACAAAAGUGAGUAUGACAGCUUCAUGAAAGGCAUGGGAUGGAUACCCAUUGGUUCUCUGGAUGUGGAGAAAGCAAAGACGGCAGCAGCCAUCUUAGAUGAAAAGCACUACCGCCAGCACCCCAGCAACUUCAAGUUCACAAAAGACAUGCAGUCUAUGGAUGUUGCUCUGGCCACAGCCAACAAGCAGAUUGGUGACAAGCAUGCAUAUGUACAGGCCUGGGAGAAGGACAAGACCAAGGUACACGUCAUGCCUGACUCCAUGGAGGUGACUCUGGCACGACAGAACAAGACAACCUACAGUGAGAAACAGUACAGACUUGCUAAUGAACUUGCUAAGAAGAAGGGCCACAACCUGCGUGAAGAUGCCAUCUCUGUUCUUGCUGCUAAAGCCUCCAGAGACAUUGCCAGUGAUUACAAAUACAAGACAGCUUACCGUAAGCAAGUUGGACACCACAUUGGAGCACGCAGCCUCCAAGAUGACCCAUUGAUGAUGCUGGCCUUGAACUCGGCUAAGAUUGCCAGUGAUGCGCUCUACAAGAAGGACUUCAACCAGUGCAAGACUAGAUUCAAACUUCCAGUGGAUAUGCUGGCCUUUGAGCUGGCUAAGAAGUGCCAGAUUCAAGUCAAUGAUGACAAAUACAGAACCCGCCUGCACAACUGGACCUGUCUGCCUGAUUCCACUGAAGUUGUUCAUGCUAAACAUGUCUAUGACCUGCAGAGUGAUAAUGCUUACCAGGCAGACCUGAAAUGGCUUAAGGGUUUGGGCUGGGUCCCCAUUGGCUCACUUGACGUUGAGAAAGUGAAAAAGGCAGCAGAGAUCCUGAGCGAGAAGCUCUACCGCCAGCACCCCAGCACCUUCAAGUUCAAAAGCACAACUGAAGACAUGCCACUUGCUCUGGCUAAAGCCAAUGCACAAAUUAACAACAAGCAUGCAUAUGUUGAAGCCUGGGAGAAGGCCAAGACCAAGGUACACAUCAUGCCUGACUCCAUGGAGGUGACCCUGGCACGACAGAACAAGACAACCUACAGUGAGAAAAAGUACAGACUUGCGAAUGAAGAAUCCAAGAAGAAGGGCCACAACCUGCGUGAAGAUGCCAUCUCUGUUCUCGCUGCUAAAGCCUCCAGAGAUAUUGCCAGUGAUUACAAAUACAAGACAGCCUACCGUAAGCAGGUUGGACACCACAUUGGAGCACGCAGUCUCCAAGAUGACCCAUUGAUGAUGCUGGCCUUGAACUCGGCUAAGAUUGCUAGUGAUGCGCUCUACAAGAAGGACUUCAACCAAUCCAAGACUAAAUUCAACCUCCCAGCAGACAUGCUGGCAAUUGAGCAGGCCAAGAAGUGCCAGAUUCAGGUCAAUGAUGACAAGUAUAGAACAUACCUGCACAACUGGACCUGUCUGCCUGAUUCCACUGAAGUUGUUCAUGCUAAACACGUGUAUGAACUACAGAGUGAUACGGCAUACAAGGCUGACCUGAAAUGGCUUCAGGGAACUGGCUGGGUUCCCAUUGGCUCACUGGACGUGGAGAAAGCCAAGAAGGCAGCAGAGAUCCUGAGCGAAAGGGGCUACCGCCAGCACCCAAGCACCUUCAAGUCCACUUGCACCAUGGACUCCAUGCCCAUCGUUCUGGCUCAAGCCAACAAUAAAUUAAUGGCUCAGCAUUUGUACACUGCAGCAUGGGACAAGGCUAAGACUUCAGUCCACAUCAUGCCAGACACAUUUGAAAUAACUCUGGCACAGCAGAACAAGGCCAUCUACAGUGAGAAACUGUACAAACUGGCUAAUGAACAAUCCAAGAAGAAGGGCCACAACCUGCGUGAAGAUGCCAUCUCUGUUAAGGCUGCAAAAGCCUCCAGAGAUAUUGCCAGUGACUACAAAUACAAGACAGGUUACCGUCAGCAAGUUGGACACCACAUUGGAGCGCGCAGCGUCCAAGAUGACCCAUUGAUGAUGCUGGCUGUGAACUCUGCUAAGAUUGCCAGUGAUGCGCUCUACAAGAAGGACUUCAACCAGUCCAAGACUAAAUUCAACCUCCCAGCAGACAUGCUGGCAAUUGAGCAGGCCAAGAAGUGCCAGAUUCAGGUCAAUGAUGACAAGUAUAGAACAUACCUGCACAACUGGACCUGUCUGCCUGAUUCCACUGAAGUUGUUCAUGCUAAACACGUGUAUGAACUGCAGAGUGAUACGGCAUACAAGGCUGACCUGAAAUGGCUUCAGGGAACUGGCUGGGUUCCCAUUGGCUCACUGGACGUGGAGAAAGCCAAGAAGGCAGCAGAGAUCCUGAGCGAAAGGGGCUACCGCCAGCACCCAAGCACCUUCAAGUCCACUUGCACCAUGGACUCCAUGCCCAUCGUUCUGGCUCAAGCCAACAAUAAAUUAAUGGCUCAGCAUUUGUACACUGCAGCAUGGGACAAGGCUAAGACUUCAGUCCACAUCAUGCCAGACACAUUUGAAAUAACUCUGGCACAGCAGAACAAGGCCAUCUACAGUGAGAAACUGUACAAACUGGCUAAUGAACAAUCCAAGAAGAAGGGCCACAACCUGCGUGAAGAUGCCAUCUCUGUUAAGGCUGCAAAAGCCUCCAGAGAUAUUGCCAGUGACUACAAAUACAAGACAGGUUACCGUCAGCAAGUUGGACACCACAUUGGAGCGCGCAGCGUCCAAGAUGACCCAUUGAUGAUGCUGGCUGUGAACUCUGCUAAGAUUGCCAGUGAUGCGCUCUACAAGAAGGACUUCAACCAGUCCAAGACUAAAUUCAACCUCCCAGCAGACAUGCUGUCCAUUGAGCAGGCCAAGAAGUGCCAGAUUCAGGUCAAUGACGCCUACUACAGAACUUACCUGCACAACUGGACCUGUCUGCCUGACUCCAAUGAUGUUGUCCAGGCCAGGAAAGCAUACGAUCUGCGCAGUGACAGUGUCUACAAGGCUGAUAUGGAAUGGUUGCGGGGUGUGGGCUGGGUUCCCAAAGGCUCACUGGAGGUGGAGAAAGCUAAGAAGGCAGCAGAGAUCCUGAGCGAGAGGCUGUACCGCCAGCACCCAAGCGGUUUCAAGUACACCUGCACGAUGGACUCCAUGCCUGUCGUUCUGGCUCAAGCCAACAAUAAAUUAAUGGAUCAGAAAGCUUAUCGUGAGGUCUGGGACAAAGAGAAGACUAAAGUCCACAUCAUGCCUGACACACCUGAGAUUAUGCUGUCCAGGCAGAACAAAAUCAACAUCAGCCCGAAAUUUUAUAAACUGGGCUUUGAAGAGGUUAUUAGGAAUGGCUAUAACCUGCCUGUUGAUGCCAUCGCAGUAAAAGCAGCCAAGGCCUCCAGGGACAUUGCCAGUAAUUACAAGUACCUUACGGGUUACCGCAAGCAAGUUGGACACCACAUUGGAGCACUGAGCGUCCAAGAUGACCCAUUGAUGGUGCUGGCUUUGAACUCGGCUAAGAUUGCCAGUGAUGCGCUCUACAAGAAGGACUUCAACCAAUCCAAGACUAAAUUCAACCUCCCAGCAGACAUGCUGUCCAUUGAGCAGGCCAAGAAGUGCCAGAUUCAGGUCAAUGAUGACAAGUAUAGAACAUACCUGCACAACUGGACCUGUCUGCCUGACUCCAAUGAUGUCGUCCAGGCCAGGAAAGUGUAUGACCUGCGCAGUGAUAUUGUGUACAAGGCUGACAUGGAAUGGAUACGAGGCACAGGCUGGGUCCCCGUUGGCUCACUGGAUGUGGAGAAGACGAAGAAGGCCGCAGAGAUCCUGAGUGAACGUCUAUAUCGCCAGAAACCAGAAACCUUCAAAUACACAAGCGAUAUACAUGCAAUGCCAAUAGUCUUGGCAAAAGCAAAUGCCGAUAUUAUUAACAAGAAAUUGUAUAAUGCAGCUUGGGAGAAGGACAAGCUGACCGUUCACAUGAUGCCAGAUCUUCCCGAGAUUGUUCUAUCAAAGAGCAAUGCUGCCAACCUCAGCAAGAAACUUUACCGCCAAGGCUGGGAGGAGGCUAUCAGAAAAGGCCAUGACAUCAAACCCGAUGCUGUAUUCAUCAAAGCUGCCAAGGCCUCCAGAGAUAUCAUCAGUGAUUACAAAUACAAGACAGGAUACCGCAAGCAGGUUGGACACCACAUUGGAGCACUGAGCGUCCAAGAUGACCCUCUGAUGAUGCUGGCUUUGAACUCGGCUAAGAUUGCCAGUGAUGCGCUCUACAAGAAGGACUUCAACCAAUCCAAGACUAAAUUCAACCUCCCAGCAGACAUGCUGUCCAUUGAGCAGGCCAAGAAGUGCCAGAUUCAGGUCAAUGAUGACAAGUAUAGAACAUACCUGCACAACUGGACAUGUCUGCCUGACUCCAAUGAUGUCGUCCAGGCCAGGAAAGCAUAUGAUCUGCGCAGUGACAUUGUGUACAAGGCUGACAUGGAAUGGAUACGGGGUGUGGGAUGGGUUCCCAACGGCUCACUGGAAGUUGAGAAAGCCAAGAAGGCAGCAGAGAUCCUGAGUGACAGGAAAUACCGCCAGCAUCCCACCACUUUCAAGUUCACCAGCAAGACAGAUGCCAUGCCUUUUGUUCUGGCCCAAGCCAGUAAUCACUUAAUGAAUCAGAGAGCUUACCGUGAGGUCUGGGAUAAGGACAAGCUCAAUAUCCACAUUAUGCCUGACACACCUGAGAUUAUACUGGCCCAACAGAACAAGUUCAACACCAGCCUGAAACAUUACAAAGAAGGCUAUCAAGAUGUUAUCAAUAAGGGUUACCACUUACCCAAGGAUUCCGUCUCCGUCGUUGCAGCCAAAGCCUCUAGGGACAUCGCCAGUGACUACAAAUACAAGGCAGGAUACCGCAAGCAACAAGGACACCACAUUGGAGCUCUCAAAAUCCAGGAUGACCCUUUGAUCAUGAAUGCCGCCAAUGCUGCAAAAAUACACAGCGACCUCCAUUACAAGCACGAAUUUAACAAGACCAAGACUAAGUACAACCUCCCAGUAAACACGCUGGCCUUGGCUAUGGCCAAGCAAUGCCAACACCAAAUCAGUGAGACCAACUACAGGACUUACCUGCACAACUGGACAUUGCUGCCUGACGCUACUGAUUUGGUCCAAGCUAGGAAGGUGUAUGAACUGCAUAGUGAUAUUGCGUACCAAGCAGACUUGCAGUGGGUGCGUGGUUGUGGCUGGAUGCCACAGGGCUCCCUGGAUGUGAACAAGGCCAAGAAUGCUCAAACCAUUCUCAACGACAGACUCUAUCGCCAGCACCCCAGCACCGUCAAGUUCACCAGUGCUGUUGACCUUCCCGCCAUUGUUUUGUCUAAGCAAAAUUUAGAAAACAUCAGUGAUUGGAAAUACCGAGCAAAGUGGGAUCAGGACAAGAAUACAAUUCACAUGCAGCCUGAUACACCCGCCAUUGAACUGGCCAAGCUCAAUGCCAUCAGUGUCAGCAAUAAAAUGUACACUCAUGCCUGGGACAGCCAGAAGGCCAAGGGAUACCAUGUUAAGCAAGAUGCUAUCUCCAUCCUGAGUGCCAAAGCUUCCAGAGACAUUGCCAGUGAUUACAAAUACAAGACAGGUUACCGCAAGCAGGUUGGACACCACAUUGGAGCGCGCAGCGUCCAAGAUGACCCAUUGAUGAUGCUGGCUGUGAACUCGGCUAAGAUUGCCAGUGAUGCUCUCUACAAGAAGGACUUCAACCAGUCAAAGACUAGAUUUCAUCUCCCAGUGGACAUGCUGUCCAUUGAGCAAGCCAAGAAGUGCCAGAUUCAGGUCAAUGAUGACAAAUAUAGAACAUACCUGCACAACUGGACCUGUCUGCCUGACUCCAAUGAUGUCGUCCAGGCCAGGAAAGCGUAUGAUCUGCGCAGUGACGCCGUUUACAAGUCGGACAUGGAAUGGCUGAAGGGAAUUGGAUGGGUCCCACAUGAGUCCUUGGAGGUGCUCAAAGUGAAGAAUGCCCAGAGUAUCCUGGCUGAUAGAGGCUACCGAGUCAAGCUUGAUGAGCAGAAGUUUGUCGCUCCCGUUGACAGGAUGGACUUAGUCUGCGCCAAAAAUGCUGCGGAAAUCCUCAAUGAUGCAAAAUACCGUGAGAGGUGGCACAAGGACAAAUUGAAGUUCACCAUGCUGGAUACCCCUCUGUUCUCAACUGCCAGAGAGGCUGCUAAAAACAUCAAUAUGAAAUUGUACCAUAUGGACUGGGACAAACAGAAAGUGAAAAACUACUUUAUACCCCCAGACGCUGUGGGCAUCCAGCAAUGCAAAAACGCUUCACGUAUUCAGAGUGCUUACAAAUACCUGGCGGGAUACCGCAAGCAGGUUGGACACCACAUUGGAGCACGCAGUAUCCAAGAUGACCCCUUGCUCAUGUUGGCCUUGAACUCGGCUAAGAUUGCCAGUGAUGCGCUCUACAAGAAGGACUUCAACCUGUCCAAGACUAAAUUCAACCUCCCAGCAGACAUGCUGACAAUUGAGCUGGCUAAGAAGUGCCAGAUGCAGGUCAAUGACGACAAUUAUAGAACCCGCCUGCACAACUGGACCUGUCUGCCUGACCAGAACGAUGUCAUCCAGGCCAGGAAAGCCUAUGAUCUCAACAGUGAUGUUAUUUACAAAGCAGACAUGGAAUGGAUUCGUGGGUGCGGCUGGGUAGCUAUGGACUCUGUGGAUCAUGUCAAAGUUAGAAAGGCCCAGGAGCUCCUUAAUGAAAGAGAGUACACUAAGGAUGCCAAAGACAACUUUGGGAAAUACACCCUCAUUGUUGACCGUCCAGAAGUUGUCUUAGCCAAGAUCAAUCAUUUCAACCUGAGUGAUCUGAAGUACAAAGAGAGCUUCAACUUGGAGAAGGGUAGGUACAUCGGCUCUGAAGACACUCCCCAGCUAGCACACUCCAGGGAGGUGGCAAAGUACCUCAGCGAGAAAGUUUACAAAUCGCAAUGGGACAACAGCAAAGCCACAGGCUAUCAGCUGGACCAGAAAUACAUACCUCUGGUGGGGGCCAAGAACAGCCGUAACAUCGCCAGUCAGGUGAAAUACGUGGAAGCUCAUGAAAAUGCCAAGGGCCAUUACAUGGCCAACACAACUGUAGACUUCCCCGAGGUGGUGCGCUGUGCCGAAGUGGAGAAGAUGAAGCCCAUGAGAUUCUACCACGAGGACUACGAGGCGAUAAAGACCAAGCUGCACAUCCCCCAUGACAUGAUCAGCCACGUGGUGGCCAAGCGCUGCCAGGACAUCCUCAGUGACGUCCUGUACCGGACCCGCCUGCACCAGUGGACCUGCCACCCCGACCAGAACGACGUCAUCCGCGCCCGUGCCUCCAACGAGAUCCUGAGUGACAUAUACUAUAAAGAGGACCUGAACUGGAUGAAGGGCAUGGGCUGCUACGUUUGGGACACGCCAGAGAUCCUGCGAGCCAAGCAGGCCUACGAGCUGCAGAGUGACCUGAAGUACAAAGCCGAGGGAAAGAAGGAAUUCAGUAACUUCUCCAUUGUGACGGACACCCCGGUCUACGUCACUGCUAUCCUGGGCCACACCUGGGCCAGCGAUCUGAACUACCGCGAAGCUUACAACAAUGAGAAGCACUUGUACACGACUAUCCUGGACACCUAUGACUACCUGAGAUGCCAUGACCUGAAGUACCUGUACAGCAAUAAAGUCUAUACUGCUGCCUGGGACAAGGUCAAGGCUAGUGGCUACACCACGCCAGUAGAUGCCCAUUCCAUGGUCCAUGCUAAACGGCAGAAGGUCAUCCAGAGCAAUGUGAAGUACCGUGAGGACUAUGAGAAGUUUAAGUCCCUGUACACUUUGCCCAAAUCCCUGGAGGAGGACCCCAAUGCAUCACGGUGCAUCCGCUCUGGAAAGCUCAUCCUUGAUCGUCUGUAUAAAGACCAGUAUGAGCACAGUAAGGCGAAGAUUCACAUUCCUCCUGACAUGCUGGACGUAGUGACUUCCCGCGAUACCCAGAAGAGUGUCAGCGAGAUUGGCUACCGCACGUAUCUGCAUGAGUGGACCUGCCUGCCUGACAUGCAGGUGUACCUCCAGGCCCGCAAGGUCAACGAGCAGCUCAGCGACGUCUUCUACAAGGAUGACAUGAACUGGCUGAAGGGGAUUGGAUGUAAUGUCUGGGACACCCCUGAGAUCCUGCGCUGCAAGCACGCUGUUGACCUGCAGAGUGUGAAUAAAUACAAAAAGAAGGGAUUGGAGCAUUUUAAGAACUACACCGUCGUGCUGGACACCCCUGUGUACGAAACCUGCAAGCAGAGCGCUGUAAUCCUCAGUGAUCAUAAUUACCGUGGAGACUAUGAAACCAAUCUGAAGGGCACUAACACUGCUCCUGCUGUGACCGUCGACACAGAGAGAGUGCGCUUGGCCAACUACAUACAGAGUGAUAACAUCUAUAAAGAUGCCAAUAAGAAGAGCAUGCCCACUGGAUACUCCAUCCCGCCUGACACUCCCCUCAUCAAACAGGCCAAGCUCAACAGCCACAUCAGCAGUGAAGUGAAGUACAAGGAAGCUCAUGAACUGAAUAAGGCCCACGCCUACACAAUCGUUCCCGAUGGCGUCAACUUUGUCAACUACAGGAAAGUCAAUCAGAUCAUCAACGAUCGCCUGUACCGCGAACAGUACGAACGGGAGAAGGACAAGAUCCACCCCGCCCACGACACACCUGAGAUCAAGCAGGUGAAGGCCACCCAGGAGGCCAUCAGUGACGUGUGCUACAAGGAGAAGUACUUCAACGAAAGAGGAAACUACAUCUCUCUGCCUAUCACGCCACAGCUGAUGCACUGUUCCCACGUCAACGAGAUCACCAGCGAUAUCAAAUACAAAGAGGACCUGAACUGGCUGAGGGGCUUUGGCUGCUUCCUGUAUGACACCCCUGAGAUGGUGCACGUCCGAAACAUGACCAAGUCACGGUUUGGAUAUAAUACAGAGGCAAAGAAGCUGCACGUUCACCCCACUGUGGUGCUGGAAACCCCAGAGUACCAGCGCGUGACUGAGCUCAAGACUCAUUUGAGUGAGCUGGUGUACAGAGCUCAAGGAAAUGUGGAGAAGACCAAGAGCACCACCUCAGGAGACAGUGUGGAAAUGCAGCGAGCCAAGUGGGCACAGGAACUGACCAAUAAGUAUCUGUACAUAGGCGUGGCCGCUAAAGAGCGGGCCUUCUUCACGCCGGAGAUCGAGACGCCCAACAUGACGCACUCCCGGUACAUGAAGGGCAUGAUCAGCGACAUCAAAUACAAGAGCCAGUAUGAGAAGUUGAAGGACAGGUACACCGCCAUCGCUGACACACCUAUGCUGGUGCGAGCCAAGAAGUCCUACCUGAACGCCAGUGACCUGCGCUACAAGGAGGCCUUCCAGCAGACCAGGGGACAUUACCGCACCGUGAAGGACGCUCUGGACAUUACCUACCACCGCAGGGUCACCGACGACGUCAGUGAGGUGCAGUACAGAAAUAAGUAUAUCCUCUCUCGGGGUCUGUGGAGGUCCAUCCCCGACCGGCCAGAGCUCUUCCACCACAGGAUUGUGGCCGACCACGUUAGCGAUGUGAAGUACAAAGAGGACCUGACUUGGCUGAAGGGAAUUGGGUGCUACGUUUGGGACACCCCUGAUCUUCUGCACGCAGAGAACAAUAAGAAGCUCUACAGUGGGACACUGUACAAAGCGUCAUUUGAGAAGAACAGAAUGAACUUUAAAUACACCAGCGAUACUCCCUUCUUCCGGACUGCCAAGCACGCCAACCACCUCGUCGAUAAUAGGUCGUACAGAGCAGUGUACGAGAAGACCAAGGACAAGUACACAUCGGUUCUUGAUGAUCCCAGAUACAUCCUGGCUAGAGAAGCCAAAGGGCGGAGCCUGUUGAAGUACAAAGAGCUGUAUGAGCGUAACAAAGACAAGUUCACGUCUAUUCUGGACACGCCGAUACACAAAGUCCACGUGCGCAGCAAACAGGGCAGCGACAUCAAGUACAAGUUGGAAUACCACAAGACCAAGGCUAAGGGGUACACCCUAGGCCAUGACACCCCAUUCCAGCAUCAUGUGAAGAAGGCAGGAGACAUUCAGAACAUGUUGAAAUACAAGGAGCUGUAUGAGAAGAACAAAGCUCACAUCAACCUGGACCCAGCAGCGUUUGAAAUCCGGGCAGCGAAGGAAGCCUACACAAACACCAGCAAUCUUGACUACAAGAGGAAGUAUGAAGCCACAAAGUGGAAGUGGAACUGGACCCCGGACAGGCCAGACUUCAUUCACCACUUGAAGACCUCUUUCCAGCAGAGCGAUGUUGAGUACAAGUAUGACAGGGAGAUGCUGAAGGGCUGCAAGAUCUCUGUGCCAGAAGAUAAGAACCUGGAGCUGGCCAAGAACAACACUCAGAUCACCAGCGAACUAAAAUAUAAGUUGAAGUAUGAGAAGGCAAGGGGACAGUGCAUACCAGUGCCAGACACUCCCCAGAUCCUCCAUGCUAAAUCUGUGUCCUCCUUGUCCUCUGAGACUAAAUACAAAGCAGCUAGUAAGAAGGAUCGCCAGUCUGGAUCCUUCACCACCCUGCCCCAGACACGUGAUACUAACCACAGCAAGCAAGUGUCCAAGCUUGUCAGCAAGAUACAGUACAAGGAGAAAUUUGAGAAGGAGAAAGGCAAGUCCAAGUACAACAGCAUGCUGGCUCCGCCAGACGUCAAGCACGCCAUGGACGUCAUGAAGAACCAGAGCAGCGUGGCUUACAAGCGGGACGCUAAGACCAAGCAGCACUACACCCCAGUGGCUGACCGUCCUGACAUCAACAGGGCCACCCAUACGGCCAAACUCGUCAGUGAGAUUGGCUAUCGUGAAAAGGCCUGGAAGGAAGCGCACCUCGGUGGAUCCAAGAAGGAACGUCCCGACAUCACCCGGGCAACUGAGGUGUCCAAGCUGACCAGCGAGCUGAAGUACAAGGAGAAGUUUGACAAAGAGAUGAAGGGAAUGCGACCCAAGUAUGAUCUGAAGAACAGCAUGGUGUAUGAGACCAUGAAGGGGGCCAACGAUCUGGCUAGUGUGGUGAAGUACAAGGGUGACCUGAAGAAGCUCCACAAACCGGUGACAGAUAUGGCCGAGUCCCUGUCUAUGCAGCACGGCCUGAGCACCAGCAGGCUGUCCAGUGAAGUGAAGUACAAGGAGAGGUAUGUGAAGGAGCGGGGCAAGGCUAUGCUGGACUUUGAGACACCCACCUACGUCUCAGCCAAGGAGGCCCAGCAUAUGCAAAGCGAGAAAGAGUACAAGAAGUCGCUUGAAUUGGAGAUCAAGGGCAAGGGAAUGUUGGCUUUGGCUACAGACACUCCAGACAUGCUGAGGGCAAGGAACGCUACAGACAUCCUCAACCAGGCUAAGUACAAGCAGACUGCUGUGCAGGAACGUGCAAGCUUCACCUCUGUGCUGGACACCCCUGACAUCCUCCAUGCCCAGCAGAUGAAGACCAUGGUCAGCCAGAAAAAGUACAAGGAGGAGGCUGAGAAGACCAUGUCCCACUAUGUUCCUGUUCUGGAUACUCCAGAGAUGCAGAGGGUCCGUGAGAACCAGAAGAACUUCAGCAGUGUGUUGUAUAAGGAAGUUACUGCCAAGGGCACCCCCGUGGUGUUCACUCCAGAGAUGGAAAGAGUCAAGCGCAUCCAGGGACACAUUAGCUCGGUGUUUUAUAAGGACGUUACUGCCAAGGGCACCCCCGUGGUGUUCACUCCAGAGAUGGAAAGAGUCAAGCGCAUCCAGAGGCACAUUAGCUCGGUGCUGUACAAGGACGCAUCCGCCAAGGGCACGCCAAUGGUGUACACUCCGGAGAUGGAAAGGGUGAAGCGCACCCAGGAGAACAUUAGCUCGGUGCUGUAUUCAGACAGCUUCCGUAAGCAAGUCCAGGGGAAGGCUGCCUUCGUUCUGGACACGCCCGAGUUGAGGCGUGUCAGGGAGACCCAGCGCAUAAUCUCUGGAGUGAAGUACCACCAGGAGUUUGAGAAGAGCAAAGGCAGCUUCACCCCAGUGGUGUCUGAUCUGGUGAUGGAGCGUGUGAAGAAGAACACGCAGGACUUCAGCGACAUCAACUACCGCGGCAUCCAGAGGCGUGUGGUGGAGAUGGAGAGGAGGAGGGCAAUUGAGCACGACCACGAAACCACCACAGACCUGCGUGUGUGGCGCACUAACCCUGGCUCUGUCUUUGACUACGACCCUGCCGAGGACAACAUCCAGUCCAGGAGUCUGCACAUGAUGUCAGUCCAGGUCCACCGCCGCAGCAAGGAGCACUCCCGCUCCACCAGCGCCAUGAGUGCCGGGGACGAGCGGUCCGAGCCUUCUGAGGGUCUGGAGCACCGCCUGUCCCUGUACAGCGAGGGCUUUGGCGCCUCCUCCACAGGCUACACCCAAACCAAGACCGUGGAGCUGCAGCAACGCUCCUCCUCUGUGGCCACCCAGCAGACCGCCGUGUCCUCCGUGCCCUCCCAGCCUUCUACCACCGGGAAAACCGUCCGCGCCAUGUAUGACUACAUGGGCGCGGAUAACGACGAGGUGUGCUUCAAGGACGGCGACGUCAUUGUCAACGUCCAGUCCAUCGACGAGGGCUGGAUGUAUGGCACCGUGCAACGAACCGGCAAGACGGGCAUGCUGCCAGCCAAUUACGUGGAGGCCAUCUAAACGGAAGUCCUGCCCCCCACCCCAACCCUCCCGCUCACCCCCCAGAGUGGGUAUGGCACACAUCCAUGAAGUGAAAAGCUUGCCACUUACACACCAUCUUGGGUAGUUAGUGAAGAUGGAUUCAUUUAAUGUGUUUCAUGCUGCAUUGUGAUGUCACAGGAUAGUAUAGGGUUGUGGUACAGAUGAUGGGACACGAAUGAAUAACCAUAUAUUUGGUUAAUCAUUGGUGUCCCAUCAGCAUCACAGGGGGAAGAAACACAUCUCCACAGUCUGUUGUAGAAUACAUAUAUCCAAACCAAGGAAGGCAGAGAGAAAGUGAGAAAGAGCCUGUAAUUUUGUAUAUGAAACCAUGUGCAAGCACCAUGUUCAAUAUUGGUGUAAUGAAAAUGAAUUUUAGUCUUUGAACGCUUACACAUACAAAAAGGGAUGGUCUCAGUUGCUGCACACAAACUUUUCUAUGCUUUCUUCUUGAAAGGACACACGUAGAAACAUUAUCAAACAUUAUCUCUGAAACAAAAAUGAAACGUAAGAAAACUGAAAAGGGAAGAGAAGACAAAGCUGGCAGAUCUUGAAGUCAAACCAGGGCUGAAGAGUUAAGAGGAGCCUCCUCCCUCCAUUGCUGAAGGCUGGCCACUAGUGCAUGUGUGUUUGGGCCUGGGGGAUUGAAGGGAGCCAUGUAACCAGAAGCAGUAGCUAAUAAAGCACACAGUUUCCGCAGCACUCUA